AUAUUCCUUCUCUGUGUUUUGUCCGUUCUCAGGUACAAGUGAUCCUUACGUGAAGUUUAAACUGGAUGGGAAGACACUAUACAAGAGUAAAGUGGUUUAUAAGAACCUCAACCCAACAUGGAACGAGUCCUUCUCUUUCCCUGUCAGAGACCUGGACCAGAGACUGUAUAUUAAGGUGUAUGACCGGGAUCUGACCAUGGAUGACUUCAUGGGAUCCAGCUACCUUCUCCUCAGUGAUCUGGAGAUGGAAAAGAGUUGUGAGCUGUCCGUGCGUCUGGACGACCCCAACAGUCUGGAGGAGGACAUGGGAGUCAUCAUGCUGGACAUGUCUCUCUCUCUUAGGGAUAGAGAGAACGAGAGGAACUCUAGGUGGCCUAAGAGGAAGAGGAGUAUCAGGUCUCCGCUGGCCCAGAGUGGUCGUCUGUCAGAGUCUCUGAGGAAGUCUCAGCUGUGGUCAGGUGUAGUGGGGGUGACCCUGGUCGAGGGACAGGACCUGCCAGAGGACGGACCUGGAGAGCUGUUUGUUCGAUUCAGACUGGGGGAGCAGAGAUACAAGAGCAGGAACCAGCCCAAGAAGGCCAACCCCCAGUGGAGGGAGAGGUUUGACUUCAACCGGUUCCCGGAGGGUCCUGGGGUCCUGGAGAUAGAGGUCUGGAACAAAGAGGGACGCAAAUAUGAGGAGUGUUACGGCAUGUGUGAGGUGGACCUGUCCAGUGUUCUACCCAACCAGUCUCAGCUGUUCACGCGGGUUCUGAAAGAGGGAAAAGGUCGUGUGGUCUUCCUGAUCACUCUGAGCACGUGCAGUGGCGUCUCCAUCUCCGACAUGUGUGCCCCGCCCCUCGAGGAGCCUCAGGAGAGAGAGAGAACUCUGGAGAAAUACAGUUUCAAAAGUUCCUUCAGGAACCUCCGGGAUGUUGGUUUCCUUCAAGUUAAGAUUAUCAAGGCUACUGAUCUGUUGGCAGCUGAUUUAAAUGGGAAGAGUGAUCCGUUCUGUGUGUUGGAGUUGGGGAACGACAGACUGCAGACUCACACCAUCUAUAAAACCCUCAACCCCAACUGGAACAAAGUCUUCACCUUCCCAGUAAAAGACAUCCAUGAUAUUCUGGAGCUGACCAUCUUUGAUGAGGAUGGAGACAAAGCACCUGACUUCCUAGGCAAAGUGGCCAUUCCUCUACUUUCUAUCCACAAUGGUCAACCGAUCUGCUGUCCCUUGAAGAAAGAGGAUCUGGGGGGUCUGUCUAAAGGAAGCAUCUCCCUAGAGCUGGAGCUCGUCUUUAACCCAGUCAGAGCAGCUAUCAGAACAUUUAAACCAAAGGAGAAGAAAUUCAUGGAAGACAAUCCAAAGUUUUCUAAAAGGUUUAUGUUGGCGCGUAACGUGUCCCGCGUGCGUACCCUUUACAGAGCAGUGCAGUCCACAUUCCAGUACAUCAACAGCUGUUUCCAGUGGGAGAGUUUCCAGAGGAGUCUCAUAGCCUUCCUGAUAUUCCUGCUGGCGGUGUGGCAUUGGGAGUUCUACAUGUUGCCUCUCUGUCUGGUUCUGCUCAUCACAUGGAACUAUCUUCAGAUUGCAUCUGGACGGGCCAACCAGGACCUG
This is a messenger RNA of Oncorhynchus masou masou (cherry salmon), 1594 nucleotides long. RefSeq names its product multiple C2 and transmembrane domain-containing protein 2-like. Gene Ontology annotation, molecular function: calcium ion binding. Gene Ontology annotation, cellular component: synaptic vesicle membrane. Lineage: Eukaryota; Metazoa; Chordata; Actinopteri; Salmoniformes; Salmonidae. The record is from RefSeq and is a predicted model, not a curated record. Gene Ontology annotation, biological process: regulation of neurotransmitter secretion.